Messenger RNA from Notolabrus celidotus (New Zealand spotty), 5802 nucleotides. RefSeq names its product pyruvate dehydrogenase phosphatase regulatory subunit (gene pdpr). The transcript is spliced from 18 exons. Bases 152 to 2830 code for a protein of 892 amino acids. Gene Ontology annotation, cellular component: mitochondrion; cytoplasm; mitochondrial matrix. Lineage: Eukaryota; Metazoa; Chordata; Actinopteri; Labriformes; Labridae. Gene Ontology annotation, molecular function: protein binding; oxidoreductase activity. The record is from RefSeq and is a predicted model, not a curated record.
GUGGACCGGAAGUGCUGGUUGUUGUCAUUAGUUUGACGCUGCACAGACUGCUGCACCCAAACAAGACUUACUGUCAUUUCACUCAGUAACCGGUGUUCACUGCUGUCUUUAACUUAUCACGUCUGGUCUUGGCUGAUCUGAAAGCACAGCUAUGUGCAGCUGUGUGCGGAGCUCCAGGGCUCUGUCCCCUGUCCUGCUCCCCCGGCUGCUGCUUCCCCAGACGGGGUAUAGAUCGGCUAGCAGGGGCUUCUGGACCUCCCCGCACUGCAUGACCGUCAGUGGAGACUCUCACCCGCUCCCCCUACCCAGCCAGGCCCGGGUGGUGAUCUGUGGAGGAGGCAUUGUGGGAACAUCAGUGGCCUACCACCUAGCCAAACUGGGAUGGACUGACAUAGUGCUGCUGGAGCAGGGCAGACUUGGCGCUGGGACAACAAGGCUGUGUGCUGGCAUAGUCAGCGUGGCAAAGCCUAUUUCCAUUGAGUGUCAAAUGGCAAGCUACUCCAAUAAUCUUUAUCAACAGCUGGAGGAGGAGACUGGAGUCAAAACAGGGUAUAUUAAGACAGGUUCUCUCUGUCUGGCCCAAAACCAGGAUCGCUUUAUCUCUUUGAAACGCCUGGCAUCGCGACUGAGGGUGAUGGGGAUCAGUUGUAAUAUCAUUAAACCUAAAGAAGUGGCAAAACUCCACCCUCUUGUAAACAUUCAUGACCUAGUGGGGGCGCUCCACCUCCCUGAAGAUGCUGUGGUGUCUCCACCCGAUGUCAACCACGCCCUGGCUGUGGCUGCUGCUGGACAUGGGGUCCAGAUCCUGGAUCGAACCAGUGUCCAGCAGGUUCUGGUAGAGAAGGGUCAAGUGACAGCGGUGGAGACUGACCGUGGCUCCAUUGAGUGUGAAUAUUUUGUCAACUGUGCUGGACAGUGGGCGUAUGAGCUGGGCCAGGCUAGUGAGACGAAGGUGUCGGUUCCUCUUCAUGGAUGUGAACACUUCUACCUCCUCACCAAACCUCUCCAGGAGACACCUGCACCCGCAAUGCCAGUGUUGAUUGAUAUGGACGGCAGGAUAUACGCACGGCCAUGGCAGGGAGGGCUUCUGUCAGGGGGCUUUGAGAAGAACCCCAAACCCAUCUUCACUGAAGGCCGAAACCAGCUGGAGAUUCAGAACAUGCAGGAGGACUGGGACCACUUUGAGCCGAUGCUCAGUGCCUUGCUAAGGAGGAUGCCUGGUCUUGAGUCAGCUGAGAUCCUCCAGCUGGUCAACUGUCCGGAGUCCUUCACCCCCGACAUGCGCUGCCUGAUGGGGGAGACGCCAGGGGUCUCUGGCUACUACGUGCUGGCAGGGAUGAACUCCUCUGGCCUGGCCUUUGCCGGAGGAGCUGGCAAGUAUCUGGCAGAAUGGAUGACAUAUGGUUAUCCCACCGCCAACGUCUGGCCUCUGGACAUCAAACGCUUUGGCAACCUGCAGAGCAGCCGGACCUUCCUGCGACACAGAGUAAUGGAAGUCAUGCCUUUGCUGUACGAGCUGAAGGUUCCUCGCUGGGACUUCCAGACUGGCCGUCAGCUGCGGACCAGCCCGCUGUAUGACCGCCUGGACACACAGGGCGCUCGCUGGAUGGAGAAACAUGGCUUUGAAAGGCCAAAAUACUUUGUUCCUCCAGGGAAAGAUCUGCUGUCUCUGGACCAGAGUAAGACCUUCUACAAGCCUGACUGGUUCGACAUUGUUGGAGCAGAAGUGAAAUGCUGCAAAGAGGCCGUCUGUGUUAUCGACAUGUCCUCCUUCACUAAGUUUGAACUGACUUCAGGACAGGACCAGGCCCUGGAACUGCUGCAGAAUCUGUGUGCCAACGACUUGGAUGUCCCUGUCGGACACAUCGUCCACACCGGCAUGCUGAAUGAGAGGGGUGGCUAUGAGAAUGACUGCAGUGUGGUCCGCCUGAGCAAGAACAGCUUCUUCGUCAUCUCACCGACAGACCAGCAGGUCCACUGUUGGUCCUGGAUGAAGAAACACAUGCCCAAUGACCCACACCUCCACUUGGAGGACGUCAGCUGGAAGUACACUGCUCUGAAUCUGAUUGGACCUCGGGCUAUGGAUGUUCUGGCUGAGCUGUCAUAUGUUGCAAUGACUCCUGACCACUUUCCCUCCAUGUUCUGUAAGGAGAUGAGUGUAGGUUAUGCAAACGGGAUCCGAGUGAUGAGCAUGACUCACACAGGUGAACCAGGCUUCAUGCUCUACAUACCCAUAGAGUACGCUCUGCACGUCUACAAUGAGGUGAUGUCAGUGGGUCAGAAGUACGGGAUUCGUAACGCUGGCUACUACGCACUGCGCAGCCUGCGUAUCGAGAAAUUCUUUGCCUUCUGGGGUCAAGACCUUGAUGCCUUCACCACCCCGCUGGAGUGUGGACGAGAGUUCAGGGUUAAAUUUGACAAGGACACAGAUUUCCUUGGUCGUGAGGCCUUGCUGCAGCAGCGUCAGGACGGCGUAUCCCGGCGGUUCGUCAUGCUGGUUCUAGAAGACCACGACACUGAGCUGGAUCUAUGGCCAUGGUGGGGCGAACCAAUCUACUGUAACGGUCAGCUAGCAGGAUCGACCACCAGCAGCGCCUACAGCUACACUCUGGAGCGCCACGUCUGCCUCGGCUUUGUGUCUCCACCUUUAGGUCCAGAGGGGCUCCCCACACCCAUCACCCCGGAUUUCAUCAACCGCGGGGACUAUGAGGUGGACAUUGCCGGCCAGCGCUACCCAGCUAAAGCCAAACUUUACCCCUUCAGCUCGCUUUUUACCCAACAAAAACGCCGCAAGGAGGACAUGGAGUUAGGCAACCUUCACGGGAAGUGAUGCAGAGGAGGACUCUCUGACACUCCUUCAGUAACCAAAUCCACUCCUGCACUUAUCUCACAGUGCCAACUUAUCGCCCCUUUUCUGGCUCUUCAUCUGAGGGCUGUACGCACAAUCACUCCAAGUCUCUCUCAUAUUUAACUUUCAUGUCGCAUCGCCCUCGUUCAAAGUGCAAUAUUAUAAGAAGCACCAAAAGCUUGAGCUGUAUAAUAUACAGACCUCCUGUUAUAUCAAAUUCUGCAGUUCUUCUUCAGCCCUGCUCUGCUUCAUACUCAGAAACAAUCCAAACGGCUGUUCACCGGGACAGUCCGAAGUUAAGUGCCUUUGUGAAGGCAACAUCACCAGUUCUCUUGAGUGGGACUCUGUGUUUUACUUUGUUCACUUUGACCCACUGAGAGGGGACCGACAAUCUUCUCUUGACAUGCAGCGGUCACUUUUAUGUUUCGUCACUGGGGAGCCCGGAAGAGUUUGAAAGAAACGUCAUGCAGUACUGAUGUGCACAGUGAUGUUACUGUAACAGUUAUGAGUGGUUAGAUGUUGCCCUAUGUGUGUAGACACUUAAUACUUUCUCUUAUAUCAACAACACUAUCAACUAUCCUUAACAAUGAAGGAAAAGCUCCUCCUACGUCAAGGGUCUACAGCUUUGAAAAGCCAGAGGAGAGAAACAGAAAGCCUGAUGUGUUCACGUCCUGCUCAUCACUUCUUCUCUUGUCGUCUUAAGAAGGCUUCGCAGGCUCUCCUACAGCUUCAAAUUACCCUCUUAUUCCUUUGUUUGUCUUCCUCAUCAGCUUUGGACUGUCCUGCUGUUUCCCGCUGUGCAUCAAGCUCGUGGUAAUGUAUUUACGGUGAUGUAAUCCAACCUGUUAUUUAUGUUCUGUGCUCGUCUGGAAGCAUUGAUGCUCUUUCGAUGCUUAAGUUUCCUGUGAUGGAUGUGUUUUCUGAAUGUGUGGGUGAUGUCAAGUGACCACAGAUUUAGUGGAGUCAGUGAAAGUGCUGCGACUGAAGCGGAAAUCUCAGACAUGAGAGGUUGAGUCCAUUAUAUCUUAUACUGAGGGUCAUAGUUCUGCCUGAUGGAGAGUUAUGUGUGAGUAAAAACAGAUUUCAUGGUGAUUUGAAUAAAGUAAUGUAUUUUUAUAUGGCUAAAAAUCUCUAUUUUCUGAUCUGCAUGUUUUGUAGUCUGUUUUCAGUUGAUCCGACACAUGAAGCAUCAGCAUCUGAUAUUUAUUAUUUCAGAUGCAUUUCAGAAUAUUUAUGUUCAUCGAAAUGUCAUCCGUCAGCAGCAGCUUGAUGUUUAUUCCAUGUGCAUUUUUCUGUGAAGUGAUCUGAUCCUUCAGUCUGCAACCAUCUUCAAAGGUCAGAAGUCAGGGAUUCAGGCUAUGUCCAAACUAAUGUGCUUUCAGCUUAUCAUCUAUGUUUUUGUUUUUGAGGAACAAAGUUCAGACUGGACCGGCAGUUGAACAUCGUAUCAUAAAAGAUGAAUGGUGAAGUACUUCAUCAGUGUGUUUGUUAUAAGGCUCUACGCGGCACAAGCUGAGAGCCCACUGACUUUACCAAUCUGGCUCUUGAUCAUGCAUCCAACCUUUUUCUGGGACGAAGAGGUUUUGAAUGUAAGAAACUGAAUGUAAAAAAAAAAGAGCAAAGAAAAUAGACAACUACUUCCACCCCUGUAACAGACAGUCUUAACAUAGAGAUUAACUACACAACGUAUGCAUCAGUUAUUCAUCUUUAACAGUGUUGCUCAAGAGUUGUUUUUGUUGUUCACUUAGAAAGCUCUUUGUCCCGAUCAACAUCUUAUAAAGUUGUAAAAUCACAUAUCUGUCCCUGAAGAGUGUGUUCAGUUCCAACACGAGCGUCUUUUGAUGAGCUUUCUUUCUUUCAAGUUCACUUCGGAUACCAUCAAGAGCAGUUUUACCUCAGACAGAGGAGAAAUAUUGACACCUCUUAUGGUUUGAAUAUUGCAGUGGUUAGCCGUGGUAUUGACAAAACAGAAACAUGAACACCUCACAGUGAUCCUCCUCUGAUUAUUUUCCCUAACAGAUGAAGUGUCAGGUAAAAUACAUGAAAUGUGCAUGAUGUUCUGAAAGUCAGAAGAUGCAUGUCUCUAAAGUAGGACAAGAAAACAUCCAGGGAAGAGAGACCUGCAAGGACAGGAAGUCUGACGUUGCUUUAAAAGGGCUGUUUGUGUGCUAUAUUUGUAAAAAGAAAAAAAAGGCGUUAAAAUUAAAUGACCUGCUGUGUGAAUCAUUGUGAAUCUUUGUGUCUGAGUAUCUUUGUCUGGAUUCAGAUCGUUUCAGUGUUUGUUUAAAUUAACGGUACUCUGCUUUGGCUUUCUCUGACAAACUCCUGUGGCCUCAUUUCGUAGGAGUUCAGACUCAUCUCUUUAAAACAUCCUCUGUUUUUCAUAACAGUGCACAGAGACGUGUAAUCAAAGGUGUCCCCUGGAGUUAAUGCACUUCUGGCAGAUCUCAGCAAGUCCCUGGACUCUUUUAGAUGAGUCCAAAAUGAGCUGUUGGGCAUUUUGUAGCUGUUGUGAUUUCAUUUUUCCAACUUCUUCAUUGUUCAGUGAACGCCUGAAGGGAAAAAGGUCCAGCGCAUUUGCACUAAAUAAGGGUCGCCUGUUGUUUUUCUUUUGUUUCUGUAUGAGGCCAAAGACUUCCGGAGAUAUUUCUAGAGUUUGAAAGGUUAGGAAAUCUCGGAAUAUCUUUUUUAAUAAAAGUUGGUUUGGCCCCGGGCAGCACUUACAGUCCACUGGACCGCACUUGUCUUUUCAAAUGCGACACUCCACUCGACGUGGUGCAUGUCUUUCUCAUUUUAUGUGUCCAUUUUAACAACAUUUGUACAUGACUGAUCUGUAAAUGUGUCCUUUCCUGAAGAGCUUUACUACACUGUAUUUAUAUCAUGUCAAACUGUUUUCUGGCUGUCUAAUGUACUUCUAAACUCAAAUAUAAAGAGAACAUUGUUCGUAAGCUGAA